AUGCUAAUCGAACACUUUAAUACGAGUAAUCAGUCAAUUCCAACUUAUGAAAGGCAUGAGAGUUUUGUGCAGGAUAUCGGUAUACCUGAUUGCAAUAUGGUAAUGACUUUGCCUCCCGACGAACGCUGCGCCUUCGUUACGGAUACGGAAUACUGUCAAGAUGAUAUUUUUAUCCUAGAUUAUACAUAUUUUUUCUAUUGUAGCAUAGACACCUCUAAAAUCUUUGUGUUCCUCUUCGGAGAACUUGUUCUCAUAUGUGGAAGCUUUUUGUUGUUUCUUAUACUAGGUUCCACUACGGACGGCUUUUUUUGCCCAUGUUUGAAGGUGUUAUGCGAUAUUUUGGGUUUAAAUGAGAAUGUUGCUGGCGUUACACUGUUGGCGUUUGGCAAUUGUGCGCCGGAUAUGAUAACUGGUCUAACUGGUCUUGCUUCUCAAACUCGUAUCAUUUAUACGGAUGUUUUAGGUUCAGCCAUGUUUGUGACAUUUUUUGUGGGUGGUGUUAUUAUGUCCCUUGUGCCAUUUGUCAUACAGCCAACCACCUUUCUACGUGAUACUUGUUUUCUAUUAUUUGACGUGGUUUUUCUACAUUAUUGCUUUAGUUCUGAUCUUUCGGUAUCACUAGCCGAAGCUAUAGGUAUAACAAGCAUAUAUCUUUUUUAUAUUUUCACCGUGGUCUUCGAUCAGUACUUAUCUAGAAAAAGAAUUAAAGAACAACUUCGGAGGAAUACUGAGUUUGUAUCAUCAAUUCAUCUGUUGCUAUCUCAAGCCGAAGAAGAAGAACAGGAGGAGUUGCCACCGGAAGAAGAAGAAGAAGAUGUAACGGGAGAACUAUUUCGACAAUUGUUUUACAGUCUUAACCCUAUAGAUGUAACUGAUUGGUUAGAGUCUGGUCGGAUGGGGAAAACCGUCAUGCUGAUGAAGGCACCUGUUUUGGUGUUUUUGAAAGCGGUUAUACCUGUAGUAGAUUAUGAAAUUGACGGUAAUGGUUGGUCGAAACUACUAAAUUGUAUUCAAAUAGUUUUGCUACCGCUGCUUUUAAUUUACGCAAUAGUGGAAAGUGGAACCUUAGUUAGUGGUGUUCUAUAUGGUGUGGCUGCUUUCACUACCAUCCCACUUGCUGUAUAUGUUUUUAAACAUACUACUGUUAACGAGGUGCCCAAAUAUCAUCGGUUUCUAGCGGCUUACGCGGGAAUUGGAUCGAUGUUUAUGAUAUAUAACUGCGCUGCUGAAAUUGUAAGCAUUUUAGGCGUUUUGGGCAUUACCACUCACCGUAGCAGCUCUUUUCUCGGUUGUACUUUGUUAGCUUGGGGUAAUAGCGUCGGAGACUUGGUGGCUAACAUAUCAUUAUCUCGUAACGGUUAUGAGAAAAUGGGGUUUGCUGCUUGUUUUGGCGGACCUUUGUUCACUAGCUUAUUCGGAAUUGGAAUUGCCAUGAUGUAUAGUGCUGGUACUAGCCCUGAUUAUGCAACCGAUAAAAUGAAAGUUGGUGUAGGAGCGAUGGGAGAGACGCUGAACACUUUUAUGGUCAUCAUGUUGUCACUGUUAAUAUGUGCUGGCUUUUUCACAAAUUUCAUAUGUCGUCGAAGUAUGGGCCUGUUUAUGAUAUCAUCCUAUCUUAUUUUCGUUAUUUUUUCUAUAUUAAUGGAAUUUCAAGUGAUACAUCCAUUCGGCAGCGAGCAUCGUUUUCAACCACCGCCAGAAAGUAUUGGUUAA
This is a messenger RNA of Glossina fuscipes, 1713 nucleotides long. Its product is annotated as mitochondrial sodium/calcium exchanger protein-like. Gene Ontology annotation, cellular component: membrane. Gene Ontology annotation, molecular function: calcium:sodium antiporter activity. NCBI's taxonomy places the organism in Eukaryota, Metazoa, Arthropoda, Insecta, Diptera, Glossinidae. Gene Ontology annotation, biological process: intracellular calcium ion homeostasis; monoatomic cation transport; transmembrane transport. The record is from RefSeq and is a predicted model, not a curated record. The transcript has 10 exons. The coding region runs from base 1 to 1713 and encodes 570 amino acids.